GUGACUGUGGCUAAGCUUGCAGUGUUGUCAUUCGUCGGAGCUCUCUUUGAGUCGUGCUAUCACCACAGUUCACGCAGAAAGUGCCAACACGCCAUCUGCAGAUGGAUAAAACCCUGGACGCGCAGUUUCUGCGGGUAGAGAAGGCCUUGGCUACUCUCGUUGCUUCCAUCUCAACAUACAAUCCCAAUCCCGUCUUGGCUCACGAUCUCGUUGCUGCCGAUCAAGAACUGAGCCAUGGUUUGGCCGACUUAGCCACACAUCAAGCCAACUACGCACGCAUCCAAUCCCUCAAGAACACUUCUUCCGACCUUGACGCGCAGAUAAAGGGAUCCCUCCAGCUCCUGUCGUCCACGCGCUCGGAGCUGAUCUCCACGCCCGCAACGACAUUCCCGAGCACCACAACCCCGGUUUCCUACAUCGAUCUACUCUCCUACGCGCGGAGGAUCAGCAAAUUCACCCUCCCACCUACGUACCGUGAGACACAGCCGACCCCCGAACCCGAAGGUACGGGCACUCAGACAAACGGGACCGUCACGCCCACUGCUCCAUCAAAUGGCGCUGUCGUGAAUGCCGCAGAACUGCCAGUAACGCCAAUUCAAGCCGAUACCGAUAAGACCUCUUUACCGCCCCAAAUCUCGGAAUGGCUGAACCCUCAUGCCUCCGCGCCCGGUUUCGUUCCGUGGCCCACGGAGGAGACGAUUCGUCGAGGCGCGCUAGCGAGCAUACAGGUUCUCAUUGACCAGGGCGAAGACCCGGCAACGUUUGACCCAGAACGCAGCGCGGAGUUGGAGGCGUCACGGAAAAGAUUGGAAGAGGAGGCCGAGCGGGCGAAGGAGGAGCAACGAGAAGCAGAGAGAGCAAGGCAGGAGCAGCGCAUGAGAGAGGAGUACGUGCGGAGGGAGGCCAUGGGUGCGGCUGGUCAGAAGGUGGAGGAGAAGCCAAAGGUUUUUACUGGAUUAGAUCUGUUGGAUGAUAUGGAUGAUGAUGAUGAAUAGAGGUUUAUAGGGAAUAGAAUG
Messenger RNA from Pseudogymnoascus destructans, 1016 nucleotides. RefSeq lists its product as uncharacterized. Gene Ontology annotation, biological process: regulation of transcription by RNA polymerase II. Gene Ontology annotation, cellular component: mediator complex; core mediator complex. Lineage: Eukaryota; Fungi; Ascomycota; Leotiomycetes; Thelebolales; Thelebolaceae. Gene Ontology annotation, molecular function: transcription coregulator activity. The record is from RefSeq and is a predicted model, not a curated record. The transcript is spliced from 2 exons. Bases 102 to 995 code for a protein of 297 amino acids.